Messenger RNA from Penicillium lagena, 603 nucleotides. Its product is annotated as Rpp14/Pop5 family protein. The transcript is spliced from 2 exons. Bases 1 to 603 code for a protein of 200 amino acids. Gene Ontology annotation, cellular component: ribonuclease P complex. Lineage: Eukaryota; Fungi; Ascomycota; Eurotiomycetes; Eurotiales; Aspergillaceae. The record is from RefSeq and is a predicted model, not a curated record. Gene Ontology annotation, biological process: tRNA 5'-leader removal.
AUGGUCCGUCUAAAGAACCGCUACCUCCUCCUCGACAUCCUCUACCCAGACCCAUCAGCAAGACCUAAUAACACCAAAUCCGCCUCUCCACAAUUAUCCAUCCACUCUCCUACUCCAGACACCCUGACACCGGGCCUGUUGGCGAAGAUGGUGAGGGAGGAAGUAUCUGCUCUUUUCGGGGAUUGGGGGGUGGGCAAACUGGGCGGUGCGAACGCAGGGGGAAUCAAUGUAAAAUACCUCUCCCCCGCAACCUCAACCGCAAUCAUCCGCUGUCCGCGCGCUUCCUUCCGACUCGUCUGGACGGCCCUCACAUACAUGUCGCAUGUCCCAGAUCAAUACGAACAACCAGAUAAGCGAUCAGGCGGGAAACGGGCCUGCGUCUUUCGGGUGCUCCGGGUCUCCGGGACCAUGCGCAAGGCAGAGGAGGAGGCUAUCCGGCGCGCGAGAAGGGAGAUUGUGCGUGUUAGGGGGUUGGAGGAGAGAGAUGUUCUGGGCGAGCUUGUUGGUGGUGCAAUUGGGAAAGUCUCUGCUGGUCCUGUCGGGGUUGAUGUGGAUAUUAUGGACGAGAGUGAGGAUGGGAUGAUUGGUGAUGAUGAGGAUUGA